AUGAUGAAGUUACUGAUUGCUGUAUUGUCAUCAACGCUGAUUGCUUGUUCAGUUACUACAGCUACUCCAGUUAAUCCCAGCGCGACUGCAAACCUUGGAUCUAGUUCCACAGCUAUUUACACUGCAACUGCAACUACUUAUCCCAGCACUUCGACAUUUACUGGUUUAGAUGUAAACUCGGUUAAUUGUGGUGAUUAUUCAAGGGAAACAAAAGAGGCGAUCAAAGGAUAUGCAGAAGCGAAAUAUGAUGUUGAGCUAAUGGGUGAAAAGUUCAGCUCGCUAUUAGCAGAAAUUACUAAUCAAAAAACAAUGUUAAUUUUCCUGCGUGGAAAAGUCAGGUCAGUAUCUAAAACUAAGGCAGGUGAUGGUAGUCCAGACUAUACGGAAACUCUGUCACUCAUUCAAGAUGGGAAUGCUGCUCUUGCAAACCUUGAAAACCAGCAGGAAAUAUGCGUUGACCAACAUUCUGUUUUGUACGAGAAGAUGCGUUUAACCGAACAAAAACUUUCAGGAAUCUUUUUUGAUAUUUUCGACUUCGAUUUUGGACGGGUUGAUAGGUGCAUAAAACGCCUUUUAGCAAGCCAGAUUUUUAUGGGCUGUUUUAAUCAAUUUUACCCUGGCACACCGGUUCAUCAACAGGCUCUGAGCGUGUCUCCACUAGUGGAGCACAAGUGUGAUGAUCACAACCUUGGUUAUCCAUGA
This is a messenger RNA of Batrachochytrium dendrobatidis JAM81, 702 nucleotides long. RefSeq lists its product as uncharacterized. Bases 1 to 702 code for a protein of 233 amino acids. Lineage: Eukaryota; Fungi; Chytridiomycota; Chytridiomycetes; Rhizophydiales. The transcript has a single exon. The record is from RefSeq and is a predicted model, not a curated record.